AACCAAAUCCCCAGUUCACCUCACACUCUCAUUUCCCCUUUCAACUCAUCUCCGUCGUAAUGGCCGCCGCCACCGCCACCGCCGCCGCAACCUCCUCCUUCAUCGGAACGCGCCUCCCCGACGUGCGGCCGAGCUCUGGCCGAGUCCAAGCCCGAUUCUCGUUCGGGAAAAAGAAAACCGCGCCAAAGAAAUCGUCGAAGCAGAUUUCCGAUCGGCCGCUGUGGUUCCCCGGCGCCAAGGCGCCGGAGUGGCUGGACGGAAGCUUAGUCGGCGACUACGGCUUCGAUCCGUUCGGAUUGGGAAAACCGGCGGAGUAUCUGCAGUACGAUUUGGACUCGUUGGACCAGAACUUGGCGAAGAAUGUGGCCGGAGAUAUAAUCGGAACGCGAUUCGAGAACUCUGAUGUGAAAUCGACGCCGUUUCAGCCGUACACGGAAGUUUUCGGAUUGCAGAGGUUCCGUGAGUGCGAACUGAUCCAUGGAAGGUGGGCCAUGCUGGCCACGCUCGGCGCUCUCUCUGUUGAGUGGCUCACUGGCGUCACCUGGCAAGACGCCGGAAAGGUGGAAUUGGUGGAAGGUUCGUCGUACUUGGGGCAGCCACUUCCAUUCUCGAUCACGACGCUGAUCUGGAUCGAAGUUCUAGUGAUCGGGUACAUCGAGUUCCAGAGGAACGCGGAGCUUGACCCGGAGAAGAGGCUGUACCCGGGAGGCAAGUUUUUCGACCCGCUGGGGCUGGCGGAGGACCCGGAGAAGAAGGCCGUCCUCCAACUGGCGGAGAUCAAGCACGCCCGCCUCGCCAUGGUCGCAUUCCUCGGCUUCGCCGUCCAAGCCGCCGUUACCGGCAAAGGCCCGCUCAACAACUGGGCGACCCAUCUCAGCGACCCGCUCCACACCACCAUUAUCGAUUCCUUUUCUUCUUCUUCUUAAGCUCCUCCUCCUUCCUAUGAUCUCAUCUUCUGUUUGUAAAAACUUUACCCACUAUUAUGUCAUGAUGAGGUGUAACUACUCUCGUUCGAAAGUUCGUAUCUGAAAUUAUUUUUUAUUA
Momordica charantia (bitter melon) is the source of this 1044-nucleotide messenger RNA. RefSeq names its product light harvesting complex photosystem II (gene LHCB4.1). Gene Ontology annotation, cellular component: membrane. NCBI's taxonomy places the organism in Eukaryota, Viridiplantae, Streptophyta, Magnoliopsida, Cucurbitales, Cucurbitaceae. The record is from RefSeq and is a predicted model, not a curated record. Gene Ontology annotation, biological process: photosynthesis, light harvesting.